This is a messenger RNA of Pan troglodytes (chimpanzee), 1086 nucleotides long. RefSeq lists its product as uncharacterized. The transcript is spliced from 2 exons. Lineage: Eukaryota; Metazoa; Chordata; Mammalia; Primates; Hominidae. The record is from RefSeq and is a predicted model, not a curated record. The coding region runs from base 1 to 561 and encodes 186 amino acids.
AUGGGACCGGGCCUAGGAUCUGGAGCUGCUGCUGCUGCAGCGGCCCGAGUACAGCGACGCUUUACGUCCGGUCCACCACCACCCCCAUACACACCCCCUCCCUCCCUCCACCGCCGCCACCCCCCUCCCCGCCCGCUCCGCUCUCCCUCUCUCGAUUGGAGCCGAGACAAAAGCAACGGGGAGCGGUGGGCCGGGACGCUACCGGCGGACCCUGGGCGCGACCGGACCGGCCCCGGGGCAUUCCCCCGCCUUGCGGGGGCCCCGAAUCUGCCGCCCCCGCCGCGCGCCCCGCUGCCAGACUUCCGAAAAUUUACCAAAAACUCACCGCAUGAAUUUUCUUGUCCCGCGGAUCCAAGAUGGCGACGUAUCCACCGCGGAGGCUGCUGGGAGCAAGACCUUUACCCUCUGACCGCCGCCGUGACCCCCGUCGCUCCGGCUUCCCUCCAGGCGGCAGCGGAAGGUGGGAGCGACGACUGCAAAACGGCAGCGAUGGGCUCCCGCAACCUCCGGAGCUUGUGCGCGUACUUCAGGGACCGGCACCACGUCACCGUCACCUCCUGAGUAGUGAGUUCCCCUCUGAUGAAACCACUGGUGUAUUUACUCACCAUCCCCACCAUUUUUUUCCCCCCAACCUGAUGGAAGGAAGUACAUAAUGGAGAGCAAGUUUUUAAAGCACGGUCGUGUCGUGUGAACUUGCUCUAGCCAAAUUAGGUUUAUAGCACUUUUUUUGGCUCUCAUUACCUCCAGUCCCCACAUAAACAAGAGUGACCAGCUGGGUCAUCCGCAAGACCGUUUGAAAUUAUUGUGGCUUGGGUGGAAACUUAAAGGAGUGAAGUAUCUGCUUUCCAGAAAAAUCGUUGUCGUUCAAAGUGAAAUUAAACUUGUUUUCUUUGCAAUAAUUCGCCUUUAUUUCCUUGUAUAUCUGUAAACUCUUCACUUUUUUGUAAUUACUAGACAAUUCGGACUUAAAAAGAGCCUCAGCAUGUGUAUUUUGGAAUUGUGUAGCUUCAUAAUGUGAAAAUUAUUCUUUUCUAUUUGAGUAAUUGAAGUACAGUUAAUUUGAAGUAAAUAAAAUUUCUAUUUCCA